This is a messenger RNA of Polypterus senegalus (gray bichir), 4619 nucleotides long. It is a transcript of the gene hyou1, whose product is annotated as hypoxia up-regulated 1. The record is from RefSeq and is a predicted model, not a curated record. Gene Ontology annotation, molecular function: ATP-dependent protein folding chaperone; ATP binding. Lineage: Eukaryota; Metazoa; Chordata; Cladistia; Polypteriformes; Polypteridae. The transcript has 25 exons. Gene Ontology annotation, biological process: cellular response to hypoxia; negative regulation of hypoxia-induced intrinsic apoptotic signaling pathway; endoplasmic reticulum unfolded protein response. Gene Ontology annotation, cellular component: endoplasmic reticulum chaperone complex. Bases 209 to 3199 code for a protein of 996 amino acids.
GCCGCGUCCAGGCCCUGCGCGAGGUGCAAACCGGCGAAUGCAAAGGAAAUUGAAAAAGCCGUGCAGGAGGUGGGCAUGGUGCCGUAUCGUUGUACUGCAAUCGAGCUAGAAGCAGUGUGGCGCUGGACUAGCACUUUGUUCUAGAGAGUUCGCGAAGACGCAGGCCGGUGAGUGAGAGCGGGCAGUAUAGAGUGCAAAUAUUGUUACCAUGGAUGGGCAGAUUACGUGGUGUUUUUUCCUCUGGCUCCUAGGAGCUCUAAUUCCUUUUCAAGCAGAUUCAGUGGCUGUGAUGUCUGUAGACCUGGGAAGUGAGUGGAUGAAAAUUGCAAUUGUCAAACCAGGAGUGCCAAUGGAGAUUGCCCUAAACAAAGAGUCAAGGAGGAAAACUCCAGUAGCCGUGUGUCUGAAAGAGAAUGAGCGACUGUUUGGAGAUGGGGCAAUGGGCGUGUCGGUGAAAAACCCCAAAGUUGUGUUCCGGUAUUUCCAGGAUCUCCUUGGGAAAGAGCUGGGUAACCCUCUAGUUGAGCUGUAUCAGAAACGUUUUCCUGAGCACCAGCUAGUAAAGGAUGAGAGCAGAGGCACAUCACUGUUCAAGAUUUCAGAUGAGCUCCAGUAUUCCCCUGAAGAGAUCUUAGGAAUGAUUUUGAAUUACUCAAGAAAUCUUGCUCAAGACUUUGCAGAGCAGCCUAUUAAAGAUGCAGUGAUUACUGUCCCGGCCUUCUUCAAUCAGGCAGAGAGGAGGGCAGUCCUACAGGCCGCUCAAAUGGCCAAUCUGAAAGUCCUCCAGCUCAUCAAUGACAAUGCUGCCGUGGCACUAAAUUAUGGUGUCUUCAGGAGAAAAGACAUCAAUAGCACCGCACAGAAUGUCAUGUUUUAUGACAUGGGCUCUGGGAGCACUGUGGCCACAAUUGUGACCUACCAGACUGUGAAGACAAAGGAAUCUGGAACCCAGCCGCAGCUGCAGAUACGAGGGGUUGGUUUUGACCGCACUUUAGGUGGCUUUGAGAUGGAACUGCGCCUACGUGACCACCUGGCAGAGCUUUUUAACAAGCAGCAGAAGACAAGCAAAGACGUACGCGAAAACCCUCGUGCAAUGGCAAAGCUGCUAAAAGAGGCUGGACGUGUCAAAACCGUUCUGAGUGCCAAUGUGGACCACAUGGCUCAGGUGGAGGGUCUCUUAGAAGACUUGGACUUUAAAGCCAGGGUGACAAGAUUAGAGUUCGAGGCCCUGUGUAGCGAUUUGUUUGAGAGGGUUCCUGGUCCUAUACAGCAGGCACUUGAUGUGGCCGAGAUGACCAUGGAUGAAAUCGAACAGGUUAUCCUUGUAGGAGGAGCUACCCGUGUCCCCAAAGUCCAGGAGGUCCUCCAGAAGGCCAUUGGCAGGGAAGAGCUUGGUAAGAACAUCAAUGCAGAUGAGGCAGCAAGUAUGGGGGCAGUCUACCAGGCAGCGGCACUGAGCAAAGCUUUCAAAGUGAAGCCCUUCCUGGUCCGAGAUGCUGCCAUCUACCCUAUUCAGGUGGAGUUUUCUCGGGCAGUGGAGGAAGAGGAAGAAGGAGUGAAAAGCAUUAAACAUAAUAAGCGCAUCCUAUUCCAAAGAAUGUCUCCCUACCCCCAGCGCAAAGUUAUUACCUUUAAUCGUUACACAGAUGAUUUUGAAUUUUAUGUUAACUAUGGUGAUGUCAGUUUUCUCAGUGAGCACGAUGCCAGGGUGUUUGGAUCCCUGAACCUUACCACAGUAAAGCUGACGGGGGUGGGCAGCAGUUUCAAGAAGCACACUGAUGCUGAAUCCAAGGGAAUUAAAGCUCAUUUCAACAUGGAUGAGAGUGGUGUCCUCUACUUGGACAGAGUUGAGUCUGUGUUUGAGGCUGUAGUGGAAGAGAAAGAAGAGGAGUCUACAUUAACAAAGCUUGGGAAUACUAUUUCCAGUCUGUUUGGAGGUGGGAGAUCAGAACCCAAGGAAAAUGAAACUGAAACAGCCCAGGAGGAAGAAGAAAGUCCACCAGAAGCAAAAAAGGAAGAUGAUGAUGAUGGAGCCAAGAAAGCCAGUGAUGAUUCCCAGGAUGUUCAGGAGGAUGAGGCCAAGAGCGAAGGGGAGAAAGCAGAGGCCAAGGAAGGUGAAGAUGGUGAGCAACAGGAAGACAAGGAUCAGGCCAAUGGAGAGUCGAAACCAAAAGAGGAAUCAAAAGAAGAAACGGCAGAGAAAGAGGGAAGCAAGACGGAUGACAAGGAAACAGGCAUCAAGAACAAGCUGCCAAAAAAAUCUAAAAUCUCUGAAGAGAUUGGAGUGGAGCUGAUGGUCAAUGACUUGCUAGACCCAACUGUGGAACAAAUUGAACUUUCUAAAAAAAAGCUGCAGGACCUGACUGACCGAGACUUGGAGAAGCAUGAGCAUGAGAAAAUGCUGAACAGUCUGGAAGCCUUCAUCUUUGAGACCCAGGAUAAACUAUAUCAAGAAGAGUACCAGAACGUAAUCACAGAAGACGAAAAAGAUCAAAUUUCUGGAAAGCUGAGAGAGGCAUCCAGUUGGUUGGAUGAGGAAGGAUAUUCAGCCGCUACUAAGGAUCUAAAGGAGAAGCUGUCCGAGCUGAGGAAACUCUGCAAGUCUAUGUUUUUCAAGGUGGAAGAGCGACGGAAGUGGCCUGAUCGCCUUGCAGCACUGGACAGCAUGCUCAACCACUCCACAUUCUUUCUCAAGAGUGCCAGGAUGAUUCCAGAGGAUGAACAGAUUUUCACUGAAGUAGAGCUCAACACUCUGGAGAAAGUGCUCAAUGAAACAACAGCAUGGAAAAAUGAGACUGUUGCUGACCAGGAGAAGUUGUCGCCAACCGAGAAACCAGUCCUGUUGUCCAAAGAUAUCGAAGCCAAGCUGGGGCUCCUAGACAGAGAGGUCAAGUACUUGCUGAAUAAAGCCAAGUUUGCCAAGCCUAAACCAAAACCCAAAGAGAAGAGCAGCAACACCACUGCUGACCAAGAGAAGGUUAUUCCGUCCAAAGAGGAGCAGGUGGGAGAAGGCACAGAAUCUCCAGAAGAAGCAAAGCCAGCAGAAGAACCUCCCACGGAAGGAGGGUCUGCUGAUAAGAAGAAUGAGGAAAAUGACAGCUCCCCAGAGGCCACAACAUCCAAGGAGCCAGAUGGCAAAUCUAACACAGAAGCACCGGAAUCCCCCAAAAUAGACAGCCACUUGGAAGAUGAGCUCUAACCUUUGGAACAAUGGAGCCAAUUUGCUGUAUUUAUUGACAUUACUUUUUUGUAAUGUGCUGCUUUUUCUGUAAUUUAAGCCAGAAUGCAUCUGUGGUAUAGUCUGGAGAUAUGGAGAUGUAAAUUUCACAUUGGAGUGUGUGUGAGUGAGUGAGUGUGUGUGUGUGUGUGGCUGUCCAGUCCUUUUUAUUUUUUUUUUUGUAUGGUUUUGUUUUAAGCGCCAACCAACACCCCUAAAUGCACUUGACAACUAGACCUUCAUAUGUGGGACCCGCUUGAUACUUUGCAAUCCCAAAAUAUUGCGUUCCUUUUGUGUUUUUAGAGAGAGUGUGUGUGUGUGUGUGUGUUCGUGUUCUAAGGUGCUCUCCUGAAAAUCAAUUCUGUUCAUCUCCCUAUAAAAAAAAAAAAACAAAAAAAACAACCUUUGGGAACUCUGAAGGGCACAAGUCUGGGGCAGCAAGCACUUUUUGUGUGCAUUUUUAAACUCCCUAUAAAAAUUAAAUCUGGAGGUUUUUUUGUGAAUUUUGACUGACGUUUCUUCAUUUCAGACUACUGGGAUGGACGGGGUGUGUAUGAUUUCAUUACUAAGUAACACUCUAAAAUGGUGGAUGGCCUAAGAAACUGUUUUCAUUCAUACUAGGCUGUUGUGAUUGUACAGUUGGGUGCCAUGUUUAGAAUGGGCACUAGAGGGAGACGCUACGGCAAUCCCAUGCCAUCCUUUGGAUGAGGAAAGGUGUCCUCAUCUGAGUUUUUUUUUCCUCUUCCCCUUGCACCUGAUGUUGUAGAGAGAGGCUCUGGCAACCCUGAACACGGGGUACGAUAAUCCCAAAGUGUGGGAGUACGUCCAUUUAUUUUAUUGUAAAAGCAGCAGUGUGUCAGGUUCAAACAAGCGACUCCCCUCCAGACUUUGAGCACUGGGGUGAAUAGUGUGGGGAGUGCUUCUUCACUGCAAGAAAAUCUUUUUUGUUUUUUUUUUGUUUGUUUUUUAUACCCCUUCCCUCCUGAAGUGCUAACAUUUCUUAAUUGAAUGUUAAACUUUGAAAUGUGGCAUUCAUUUAAAGGUUUUCUGCCUCUUAUUACUGCCUGGGACGGCAGCCAUGAAUAGUAUGGUGAAAAGAAGUGUGACACAAAGGUCUGAAUGCAACUGGACAGGGUGGCCAUUACCUAACAACAGUGCUAUAUAGAAUAUUUGAAGUGGCUUUCUAGAAACUUGGAAGAAAUAUAAAAAUUAUGGGAACGGUGCACAGUUUUUUUGUGUUUUUUUUUUUUUAAAUAACGGCUAGCAAUGAUGUUGUAUCCAACCCACCUCAGUGCCUCAUUGUGUGUGUAUGUCCCUAAUUCCUUUUUUUGUUCUCUUAAGCAUCACAGAAAGGACUAUUUCUUUUCUAACCUCUUAAUAAAGGUUUUUUUUUUCCACUUUA